AUGAAUCACCCGGAAACGACCAUAUCCAAUUUCCAGGAAACGCUUGAUGCGUAUAUAAAACCCCGUGAGCAAUUCAACUACAUCAGACGUAUCCUGGCUCUUGAACUAGGUUCCUACACUGGCGAUGGCCCAAUACAGCACCCCUUAUCACUCAAUGUCGGACCAAUCGUCAGAGAUGUCGGCGCAGAACUCAAAGGCCUACACAAACAGUUCAUCGAGGCUCUUAUUGCAAACAGUAUAGCUUCUCAAAAAUUCCAGCAAAUGGUCAACGAAAGCACCACAGAACCCGUCGCUCCUGCAAAGCGAGCCACAGACAACUCGCCAUCCUCUCUCGAAGAACACCUAGCCCUCUUGAAGCUCCGCCAAAAGCACCAAUGUCUCGUCACAAUCCAGAGUUACCUACACCGCCUAUCCGAGGCUCCGGAAGCUGCGCAAAAUACGGUAGGCAUCGAGAAGGUUCUCGAAGGGGGCAGGGCGCUCCCCAGUGUUCCUAGCCCGAUGCUCAACAGCUUCGCGGCCGAGCAGAGCGCAGGACAUCCCGACCUCCAAAGCCGCGUCAAACUGCUGGACAAAAUCGUCCUCCAGGCAAAGCUGAUUUUGAAACGUGAGGAGCGGCUACUGGACGAGGCAAGAGAAAGAUGCAAAACGAAGCCAGAGCUCGUCAGCAACGGCGCAAAACUACAAGCUCUUGAUAGCACGCGAAAUGAGCUAAUCCGCUGGAUUGAAGCGGAACUAAGCAAGGCGUCGACGGAGGACGACAAAGCGUCGGUUCCACAGAGACAGGCACAAACAGCAGACGACCAAGCCACCAUCACAAGGCAACUGCAGAUAAUUCAAGACAAAUACAAAGGAUACGUCGCCGCAAGAAAGGAACUGCUGAAGCUCACGUCGAAAUCAUCUCAGCCGUCGAUACUCCCCCCACAGACAACAAGCGCUACAUCAUCGUCAAGAUCGGCCGAGCCAGGUUUUCCAUCCACUGACCUACUUCUCAUGCCGUAUAUUCGAGGCCUCAUCACCCAUGCCCAACAACAAAAAGCCCUCGUUGCGCAUAAAGCCCACAUCACCGCGUCGCUGGGCAGAAAAAACAAGGAAUCAUGCCAGCUCCUCGGCCGUCUAGCUGAAGAGAGUCAAUUGCUCUCAGCGUACCCAAUGAAGGACUCUACACGCAGACGAUCAGGCAUCCCGGAGAUCAUAUCGGCCAAGCCUAAUGAGCGGCCUGACACGGCUAGCCGCGUCAAACCGUGGAUAUUUGCCUGCGACGCCGCCAAGAUUAACACGUUGGAGGCAGUAGCAGAAAAGGUGGAGGUGGGACAAGUGGCGCUGGAGAAUUCCAUCGCGGCCAUUCACGAGAUGGACGUGUUGCUGGGACUGGACGAUGACGGGGAGGAAACUGGUGGGAUGGAUAAUACGGAGGACGACAUGUGGUUGCAGGGAUCUGUGAAAAAGCAGUUCAGGAAGAAGGUCUUGUCACCGAAUCAAGGCGACCCUUGGGCAAAAAUUAACGGCAAUCUUGGUCUGAUUGGCCAUGACAACGUAUGA
Metarhizium album ARSEF 1941 is the source of this 1539-nucleotide messenger RNA. RefSeq lists its product as uncharacterized. NCBI's taxonomy places the organism in Eukaryota, Fungi, Ascomycota, Sordariomycetes, Hypocreales, Clavicipitaceae. The transcript has a single exon. The coding region runs from base 1 to 1539 and encodes 512 amino acids. The record is from RefSeq and is a predicted model, not a curated record.